AUGAAUUGUUAAAGAAAUUAGUCUAAAUUGCAGUAUUUCCUAUAGAUAUCGGAGAAUGAAUAUUAAUGCCAAGUUUGUUAACAAAAAUUAAUAUUUCCAACAAAAUUACCAAUCGAACAAGCAUUGAAUGAUCAUUUAUUAUCGAAUGGUCAUUUAAAUUGUUAAUAUGAAAUACUUUUUCAGUUGGGUUGUAAUAAUAGAACCUUUGGCGAAUUUGAUCCUAUAGAUCAACAAGUGAAAAAACAAAAAUUAUUUCAUCUAUAAAAAGCUAAGGAUUUAAAACAAUAAAGCAAAGAGUAUUUGAAUAAUUACUUUGGAAAAUGUCUACAAAAGAUAACUUGUGUAAUUAAUAAAAGACGUACUACAUAAAAGACUUAUAUCAUAAUUUUGAAGAGAUUCUACAAUUAUAUAAUGGAUUAAGCGUCAGAAUUGCUUUAAGAGAAUUUCAUUCUAUAAUUUUUGAACAAUGAAUAAUUUAAAUAAAACAGCAUCUAAGCAAUAAAAUUUUAAACAAAAUCUCUUUGCUGGCCUUUGAGUGCAGAAUUGCUUGAAAAAGUAAAGUAAUUAAGAGAAGAUUAAUUGAAAAUUGAUAAAGAAAUCGCUUUAGAAAGUUUCAACUUUUGUAAAGACCUAAUAUUCCUACUUUUCAGAUGCCAUUAACAAAGAUUAGCCUUAAUUAUUGUGAUAUUAUUUGAAUUAGAUUUUGAUUUAUAAGUUAUACCAGAACUGAAGUAUGAGGAUAUUUUGAAUGAGAGGCUAAUGAUGUCAAAAAAUAACUCUAAGAAACCAAAAUAAAGUAGUUCAUUUAUCAAUGAGAAAAUUCAAUAAUUAAUUGAUUUAUUUGUUAGAAAAUUUAAUUUUGAAAAGACCUCAUUUAUAUUGCCAGAAAUACGAACGAUGAGAGAUCUCCAAACUCUUUUGCAUUCUGUAAAACAUGACUUUGAGUCCCAUAAAUAAGAAAUGAAUGAACGCUAAGCAUAGUUCAUUUAAAGUUUUACCUCCUCUUCUAUUAAAUAUAUAAGUAGAAUAUUGAAAUUAUUUCAGAAAAUUCAGCAGUUUGAAAACUAAAUCUUAGUUUAGAUUUAUUAAAAUAUAAAAUAAAACAUAAAUGGAAAUUAUACGAAAUUGCUUGUGAUAUACUUUAUUGGAUUCAAUCAUCUUAAUUCAAUAUUUUUUCUUUAUUUUUAAUAAUGUAAUAAUGAAUUUUCUUAUGUUAGAUAUCCAUGCUAAUCCUGUUAGUUACAAACCACCAUUAAUAUUCUUGAGGUGAUUUACUUUGUAUCUAUCAUCAAAAGGAUUAUUUGCUGCAUAUUACAGCAACACUUGAUUCUAAUUUAUUUGUUUUUAAAGAUUAAGAUCUAGAAAAUCAUUUAGUUUCAUCAUUAAUAUAUAGUUUCCACCCAUACAUCAUUAACAUUUGGAAAACUUAGAUCUUUCAUUUAUUCUGACCUGAAUGUGAUUUUUGAUAUAUCACAAUAAUUAGCAUUUGUUUCAUAUACAAUAAAUGAAGCAUUAAAGCCAUUUUUAGCAUCAAUAAAUUAUUAAUCUGGCUUUUCGUACCGAAACAUUAGUUCAUAAGAGCAGAAACACUGGAUCAAUUUUUGCUUUUUUGACAUAUUAUUUCUAAGCAUACCUGUGAAUAAUGUUUUGGUUGUUCUAUCAAAAAGAAUUGAUAAUUGUUUCUAGAUCAAGGAUAUUACAGAUGAAAUAUUUACUUAUACAAUAAAUUCUUAUGUAUUGAUGGUUGGUUAUUUAAUAAAUUAAUUUAGACAUUUACAUGUAUAUUUAAAUGUAAAACCAAUAAUAUGUUAUAUUAUUCACUAUAGGGUAAUUCAUAAACAAACAAAUAAAUAAAUCACUUUGAAUUGUUAACCUAUCUUAAUAUUGCUAAACAUGUUAGAUUCAUAUAAGUAUUUUUCAAACAAAAGUCAAUUUUUCAAUAAUAUCUAGUAAAAUCAAAUGAAAUUUGAAUUCUAAAAUUUCUUGAGAAGUGGUGUGCAUUUGUGA
Messenger RNA from Paramecium tetraurelia, 2007 nucleotides. RefSeq lists its product as uncharacterized. Lineage: Eukaryota; Ciliophora; Oligohymenophorea; Peniculida; Parameciidae. The record is from RefSeq and is a predicted model, not a curated record. The transcript is spliced from 4 exons.